This is a messenger RNA of Papilio xuthus (Asian swallowtail), 1731 nucleotides long. Its product is annotated as bile salt-activated lipase-like. Bases 37 to 1632 code for a protein of 531 amino acids. Gene Ontology annotation, molecular function: cholinesterase activity. The transcript has 3 exons. The record is from RefSeq and is a predicted model, not a curated record. NCBI's taxonomy places the organism in Eukaryota, Metazoa, Arthropoda, Insecta, Lepidoptera, Papilionidae.
AAAAAUCAUACCACUUAAUACUAUCAAAGAGUUAACAUGAAGUUUAUAAUACAACUGCUAUGUUUUACUGUAGCUUGGGCAUCGCCAAGGCUGGACCCACUUGUGGACAGCAAGAAGGGUCUGAUCCGAGGACUGCAGGCGACAGAUGGAGACUAUGCCAUGUUCCUUGGUAUACCAUAUGCUAUGGUCAACUAUAGCAAUCCAUUUGGGCCAUCACUACCAUAUCCUGACUUCGAAGACACAUUCGAAGCUACCGACGAUUCAGCAAUUUGUCCACAACUGGAAGAAUUCAGUAACCAAAUAACUGGCUCACUUGAUUGUUUACAUCUCAACUUAUACGUACCAAACACUGCGACCAGUUUAAACAGACUCCCAGUUCUAGUUUGGAUUUAUGGUGGUGGAUUCCAAAUUGGUUACGCUGGAAGAUACGUAUACGGACCGAAAUAUUUAGUCAGGAAUGAUGUCAUUGUGGUCACGAUUAACUAUCGCGUUGGACCUUACGGUUUCAUGUGUUUGGAUACACCAGAUGUACCAGGAAAUCAAGGCUUAAAAGAUCAAUUAAAUGCUUUAAGAUGGGUCAAAGAAAACAUUGGUGCUUUCGGUGGUGAUGCUAACAAAGUUACUAUAUUUGGUGAAAGUGCUGGAGCUGCGUCUGUUGAUUUCCAAUUAUUAUCCAAACAAGAGAAAUUGUUUGAUAAAGUAAUAAUGCAAAGUGGUACAACAUUAGGCCAUUGGGCGAUAGUUGAUUCUAAUGAAAACGCACCUAUUUAUUUAGCUGAUAAAUUAGGAUUUGAAACUGAAGAUACUAACAAAGCUAUAGAUUUCUUAGCUUCAGUUGAUCCAAAAUUAGUUAUAGCAGUUGCAUUAGAAUCGAAUUUGAGUUUCAUGCCUUGUGUUGAGAAAGAAUUUGAUGGUGUAGAAAGAUUCGUAGACGAAUAUCCGAUUAAUAGUGACAUACCAAAAGCGAAAAACAUACCGAUUCUUACAGGAUAUAAUAAUAGAGAAAUGCUAGUAGGUGCAUAUAUCGGAGAAAAUUUAGAUUUGAAUAUAUUUGAAAAAUAUUUAUCAAUGGCAUUCAACUUUGAUGAUGAUGAAUUGGUGACAUUAGUCAAACAAUUCUAUAUAGGUGAUGAGAAUAACGUCGAUGAUUUGAAAGAAAAUCUUAUUGAUUUCCAAUCAGACAUGAUGUUCAAUCAUCCUGUACACAGAAGUGUUCAGAAGUAUCUAGAUAAUUCUGGAGAUGUGUAUCAUUAUAUAUUCUCGUAUUCUGGUGAUAGGAAUUUUAUUAAAUGGAGAUUCAACAUAACUGCAGACGGAGCAGGACAUGCUGAUGAAAUUAGUUAUUUAUUCGAUGUUGCAAUUAUGAAAGAACAACCUACAGAAGAGGAUCAACUUGUUAUCGAUAGAAUAACAACGAUGUGGACUAAUUUCGUCAAGUAUGGUAACCCAACACCAGAAAGCACAGAUUUAUUACCAGUCGAAUGGAAACCGGUGACCAAUGAGGCUCUAACAUACCUCGACAUCGAUAAGGAACUGACGCUAAAGAAACGACCAUUCCACGACCGAAUGGCAUUCUUGGAUCUAUUCUAUACCAUGAACAAACAUUUAUUAAAAGGAUACAAGGAUAAUUAAUAUAGAAUAUCACUGUAGUGACUUAACACAUAGUGUUUUCUCUAUUUUCUCAAAGAGAAUGAAAGAGACAUUCAAUUAUAAUAUUAGUUAUAAAGUGGA